Molecule: messenger RNA, 4414 nt
Organism: Homalodisca vitripennis (glassy-winged sharpshooter)
Lineage: Eukaryota; Metazoa; Arthropoda; Insecta; Hemiptera; Cicadellidae
Product: protein HGH1 homolog
Exons: 1
Coding region: 367-1425 (352 amino acids)
Source: RefSeq, a predicted model, not a curated record
AAGUCUAGGCCAUAGUUGGCUUUUUUUUUUUGUGAUGUUAGUGUUAAAUUUAUGUUUUGAAAAGUGUAAUGGACGAGAUUCUUCUUAUUACGGUAAUUUAUUAUAAAUCUUAUUGUGUACGAUUUGUACAUAUCGAAGUUGAAUAUUGUAUGAAAUUGUUCGAUAAAACAACCUAAAACCGAGUGUAAGCCGCUUACUAAAGUCUCCCAAGAAAGAAGAAAAAAGAUUUUAUCGGUUGGCUCCCAUACGAACACCUGAUUUAGGCCUCACGUGUUUCAAAUUAGUAUUAGAUUAGAUGGUGUUUGAGGUUAUAAAUGCGUAAACCGUGUAAUUUUUCGAAUAAGUGUAUUUUUUGUCAGAUUAACUAUGGAACACACAUUUAAAGAAAUAGGAUCUCUCCUCAAAGAUGGACCAAUAAAUGGCAAAGAGAGUUUGUUUUUAGAAAUUUUUGAUAUAAUUUUGAGCUGCACAAGCCAGGAGGAAGCCAAAGAACAUUUCUCCAGUGAGUUUUUAUCAUCUAUCCUUAAGUUUUCUGACUGGAAUUUGGAAUACAAAAGUAUAAUUUACAAGAUCUUCAUUAAUAUCUUCUCAGAAGAGGAUUUGAAUGACCAUCUUUCUGAAAGCAAGGUGAUUAUUGAUCUGUUUGAUUUAUCUCUAAGUGACAUUACCAAUAAAAACAGUAUACAUGCUGAUUCCGCAUCGAUGCUGCUUUCCAACAUCACUCGAUGCCAUAAUAGCUGUAAACGGAUUUCAGAUUGUGAAUGCCCACUAUCCCAAAUAUUACAUAAACUAGUUGCAGCAUUUACAAUAGUAGGUUACAAUAUAUCGUGCUCAUUGGAUCAACUAGCAAUGGUGCUAUGCAACCUCAGCCAGUUAACAGAUGUUAGAAAAAUCAUGACUCAAUCUGACCAUUGCAUGUUACAGAAACUUGUUCCUUUCAUGAAUCAUGAAAGCAAUGUUCGACGUAGAGGGAUUAUUGGUGUAGUACACAAUUGUGCCUUUGAUUCGAGUGUCCACGACUGGCUGCUAAGUAUAGACGUUGAUAUCUUACCAAGACUUCUUCUUCCAUUGGCAGGCCCUGAGCAAUUUGAUGAUGAAGACAAUGACAAAUUGCCAAUUGAACUGCAGUACCUUCCUGACACUAAAACUCGUGAACCUGAUCCAGAAAUUCGGAAACAAAUUUUAGAAACAUUGAAUCAACUUUGUGCAACAAGAUCUGGCCGGCAGUUUUUAAGGGAUCACAACUCUUACAUUAUUCUGCGAGAACUGCACAAAUGGGAAGAAGACACCUCUGCUCUAUUGGCUUGUGAAAAUGUUGUAGAUAUUCUUAUCCGAACUGAGGAUGAAAUUGGAAUCGAUCUUCUAAAAUCUGUUGAAAUACCUUCGGAGUUGCAAGAAAAGUUUAAAAAUCUUAGUUCUGAUUAAAUUUGAUUUUAAAAAUCUAAAUUAAUAUUUUGUACAUAAUGAUAAUAUAAGUUAUUUUAUUAUUGUAUAGUAGGCUAAUACAUAGUCUACUUGUAACUAUACAAGUAAAGCAAACCUUUUAAAGUAAAAAAAGUACUUUUCGCUUAAUUUUCCUAUAUCCAGAUAGUCUAAACAUGUGUGGAUGUAUCCUGUUAUGUUUCAAAUGUAUUAAGACCCACAACAAUUGAUUAUAGUUUUGUUACAAUCUCCAGUGUCAUCAUGCCUUUUGAAUUCUCAAAUUCUAUUCAAGGGUAGAUCACAAAUGAUGUGCAUUAUUGAUGGAAAUUGAUUUUAGUUAUAGAACGGGGUCUGUGUCCAACCGCCUCAGGUAGAAUGCGGUCAUCCCCGGUCACAGUGGUGGUGGUAAAAAUUGGCAAUUACUUCUCAAAUUGAAGACAGUUGUGCAUUUCAAAUAAGAAGACUUAGGGUAAUAGGCUACUGUACCUCAAUAGCACAGAACUUUGAAUUAUAUAAAAAUCAACCAUAGGCAUCAAAGAACAUAUUUUGACCAUUCUAUUAAAAACUAACAGAAUAUCAUUGUUCCGUUAGCAAAAAUAUAUAGUGGCCGUUGGGAAGAACAAAAUGUAUAGAUUAACUUAUUAAGAAAUAUCCAGCAAAUAAAAUUUCUUGUUUAGACAAAAACUGAUAAAUAUGCUUGUUUUCCAUAUAGUGUUUAAUUUCAAUAAAAGAGAAAUUAUUUAAGAUAGAAAUAUUUUUUAAUUUAAAAAAUAGGAACAUUUUUAGUUAUUCAUCCCUACUGGUGCACAGGGUUUAUAUAAAUAAAAUUUAAAUACUUUUCGUAAUAAGAUUUUAUAAAUAACUAACAUCUUUACUGCACCACAAGACGAACUUAAAUAACUAAUGUCUUUUAUUUCCUCUAUAGUUUCUUGUGAUACAUCAAUUAAAAAAAAAGAAUCGUUAAUUUUUGUAUAUUAUUUUGAAAAAUUGAUUACCAUGUAUUUUUUCACAUAUAUCAGUAAUCAGUUACUUGUUCAGUCAAGACCCUUGCCAUAAACAGCUUUAUAUUUUAAUAGUGAGCAGUGCAUUUUUAUAUUUCAAUUCUACUGAUAAAGAAUAAUAUCUCACAAUUACAAAUAACAUAGUAAAAUAAAUCAAUCAAACCUGACUUGCUUUUUUCUAACAAUUACUAGUUUUUCAUUUCAUGACAAGUCAUUUUAUUAAUUUUCUGACAGGAUGAAAAACUAUAAUACUGAGAUUCAAUAGUUAAAUUCAAGUUUGUUAAAAUUCCAAUAACUUGAUGAGCACAAAUAAAUUAUUUUAUUGUUUUUCUAAGACUUUUUUUUCUCAAACAAUCUAUUACUGACUAAAAUAAGAAUUGAAUUAUUUAAUAUUUGUGUUACAACAAAAAAAUUAAGACAAUUUAAAUACAGUAUUAAGCAAUAUAAUGAUUCUGAGAGCUUUUCAUUUAGCCAGUUAAAGGUUUUAUAAGAACUUGGAUCACCUUGAACAUUACCAUCCACACAAACUGCAAUCAACGGUACCUAAGUUUUCUUCUCAUCUUUUAGUCUCACUCUUAAUGUCUUCACCCAGGAACCCUCUCUAUAGAAUAUGUAAAUUUUUUAGUCACUUAAUGUUUUUAUAGUGAUUACGUUGAGUGAAUGAUAUUUUUUUAUAUCUAAUAAAAACUGUACUAUUGUCUUAAAAUAAUAGACAAGUAAAAUGAAAGUGACCAAACAAUAAGAACGCUGCCUUUGUCUUGUAACUAAAUAGUUCAAAAUGACCACUGCUUCGAUCAGUGAAUUAUGUUGAAUCUGUUAAGUAUGUUAACUUUUGAUAUCUUAUGUAUUUAUUUACUAGUAACAGAUUUACACUUUUGCGAGAUGCACUAAGUAUAAGUACUUAAUACAAGAAACACUGACAUUUCUGACAACCAGGCCAUUUUAAUUCAACCAUUUGUUUACAUAAGAUCUCUGUAAUUUCAAACUGUUAGAAUUACAUUUUUUGUGUUGUUAAUUUUAUUUAUAUAAUAAACUUCAUAUAAGACUUACCUGUAAUUUCAUUAGCCUAUUACAUUUCUAAUUAGCUUUACCUUACUAUCUGUUAGGGAAUAACAUAGAUUCAUUUAGAAUAGGGUAAUAAAAUAUUGUCUCUUUGUAUCAAUGCUUUUAUCUUACAACACUAAAAAUUUGUUGUAUUCUUGGCAGAUCUCAAUAGAAUUUUGAGUUUGCCUUGCUCUUCUAUUUUUGAGCGGGUAUUAGUUAUUUUAAUAAUUAUCACACACAGCCAGGUGUACUCAUUAAAGUUUCCUAUUGCAAAGCUGCAACAGGCUAUUAAACGUUAUUAAGACAUAGCUACUAGACAGUUUAAAUGGUUUUUAAUAUUUGUAUACAAGUAUAUACUGUAGUACCUCAAUACCAAUGGAAACAUUCUUGUUAUCAAAGGACUCUUCCAGUUGCCGUUAUCAAAGGUUUUUGUUAUCAAGGCUAUGUAGACUCAGUCGCGCUAUUGAUUUUACACAGAUUUAUCUAAAAGCAAUAAUAGCAAGUGCAUCAUGUCAGUGGCUUAACAUGGACUUGGCUUGGGAAGGGGGAUGAAUGAUACCACACCAGGAGAAUAUGGAAUAAAUCUUCAUACAUCUAUAUAUAUAGAUUCAACAGGCCUAAUUCAAAGUUUAGGGGGUUUCUAUCCCCCUCAUAGUAAGCCAUGUGAUUUUUUUAUAGCAAGUGCAUUUUUGAUCCAACCUUGGAAAUGUUUUUUUUUUAAUACAUUUAAAAUACUGCAGUGUACAGUACAUUUAUUACUUUAAUAACAACAAACUUAUUACUUAAAACACAUUAUAACUGACAACAGUUUAAUUGCUCAGUACUACAAUAUUUUAGUUACAAAUUAAUACUGUAUCAAUGUUUUUGCUUCAGCUACUGUAUUUACUAUAUGAGCCCAUUUUUAUUUACUUUAUAACAUGAAAAAAUACAUAUGUUAAUGAAGUGUA